UAGAGGAGACUUGAGUGUUUGUGGCACACUGCUGAGGCUAUCUGCCUGUUGUGCAGUGGUUUUUCUUUGUUCCAAUGGCGUGUAGCAGAAGUGGGGCCAGUAAUGUUUUACUGUGUUUAGGAUUUUUUGUGAUUGCUAGUUCAUUUUGCCAUUGCGCCACGCUGACUAGGCUUAAGGCACUGGAUACAUUCAGAGAAAGUUCGCUGCUUAGCCAAAGUCCAGCUAAAAGAAGUGGGCUGCUUCAUGGCAGACUCUUAAUUGGACAAAAUCCUUUACAAAGUGCUAAACUUAAAGGAAUCCAGGCUGAGGGGACUCUCCUGGAUGUUGAUUCAAAUUACCAAGCUGACAUGGGUUGGGAACCCAACCAACCUAAAGGAUUUUCAAGGCUAAGGUCAGACACUGCAGUAGUGGAGCAGCUCCUAAAACUAGAGCCAAGGGUUGAAUGUACACAAGAGUCCAUGCUGCUUCAACUCCAAGAUACUGUAUCUACCACUGGAUCUCUGUUAUUUGUGGACAGGGGAAGCCGCCUUUCUCCGCUGCCUCUGUCCAGGCUGCCACCAAGUUGUGGUUACACAGUCAGGUCAACACGGAAAGAUUUGGUCUUGGUUGCACCUUAUGAUGCUUGCUUUGUUGCUCUUGAGGAGGACAGUUAUGUUCUCCCACUGCGAUGGUGUGGGGUACCAGUGAGGAUGUCCUGUCCUCUGAGACAGUCUUCACUGAGACUGUCUUCACCAAACCCUCCAAUGGUCACCUGUCACACUACAGGCAUGGUGGUGAAAACAGAAUGGGCGGUCUCUGUUGCUAAUAUUAAAGUAAAUUUGAGUGGUAACUGGGAGCCACUGAUGGAGGUGUCACCCAGCUGUGGGUUCAGUGUAGUUGCACAUCCUGAGGGUGUGGUCAUCUCUAUUCGCUAUGAACCCUGCCUGGAAGAAGAGGAUGGCAUGUAUACUGUUAAACUGAUUGGAGAUGGCAAAACUGAAGUUUCUUGUCCAACGCUGUUGCCAACAAAACCACAUCAGCCUGAUUAUCCCCAGGCUCCAGUGGUGCCCAUUGAGAAGCCAACUCAAAGCUAUCCUAAGGGCCAAGAAUACAAACCAUCUCAGUCUGGUUUUUACCCCCAACCACCUGACUCUCAAACUCCCCAACUGGAACCAUUGCCUGAGGAGCCUCAAGGACAAAUGCACUACCCAUUGUACCCGUACCCAUUCCCUUAUUACCCUCCAUUUAUGCCUCAAGAUCCUUAUCAAACUCCCAUUCAGCAAGUCUCUACACCAGCUCCAGAAGAGGAAGUACCACAACCUGAGGCCUAUGUGACUGAGUCACCCCGCAUUCCAGAGCCACCACUGCCUGAAGCCAAUCAGGGUCAGACAUACUUGUACCCCUACCCUUUCUUUCCACAGCAUGAAAGCCAGCCAGAUAAGCCCACACAAAAACCUGCAGUCAAACUUCCAGAUGGCCUUGAGCAUCACCCCUUUAACCUGUACUACUACCCACAGCAUGUAAUAUUACACCCUAGUACCAUCAUGCAGUCUUCACAAGUUCCUGCUCCAGCUAGUCACCAAAUGGCCCCAGGAUUUGCAUUUCCACAACCUGUUAAUACUGGUGUAAUCACGCCAAGUUUUCACCCAGGCUAUCCAUAUAUGCCCCCUGUGUACUGCCCCCAGUUCUGCCCAUCUGGAUUUUCUAAUUGCUGUCCACAAAUUGCUUUUCAUCAAUAUCUCAAUGUUCCAGUUGGACUUGGGGGUAAAGAUGCAUAUCAACACUAUCCAGCACCGCCAUUCUUCCCUUCAGUGGCACAUUCUGGGUUUCCCACUGGAUUUGUCCCUGCUCCUUUUCCUCAAAAUUCAGCAGAAGCAGUGAAAACACAAACUGCUGCAUCUGGACCCAUUUUACUGCAGCAACUUCUACCUGGAAAGCACCAGCAGUCAUAUCUUCAGCCACCAGAUGGUGACCUUGCUGCACUAGCCACAGCUAACUCCAGCAAGCAUGUACAUCCUAAACCAGUUUAUCCUAAUUUCAUUCCUUAUUUUGUAGAUACUAAUUGGCCUUAUUUUUUAUCAGAGGAGAAACAAAGUUCACCACAAAGCCAAACAAGUUCUAGGCCACAAUAUGAGCCAUAUUACAUUCACACCCUGAAGGAGCAACAGGGUCAACUAUCACCCAGAGGCAUGAAUAAUCCCUCUGGGCCAGAUUUCAUGUCUUAUAUGAGCCAGGAUCGACAGCGGCAAAAUAAACCUGCAGCCAAGGAACUACAGCUACCUAAGAAAAUGGCCCGUGAAUCAACCAAACUUGAUCAGUUUCAGGUCCCUUACUACAUGAGUCAAGAUGAUCAAGCUCCUACUUACAGGCCUGCAGUUCCUAAGUCUGCACAGCCAUUUGUGAGUGGGUCAAAGAAAAAUGCUAAACGGGAUGUGCCCUCCUAUUCUGAACCAGGGAGUUAUGUGUUGCUACAACAGGACCCACCACGUAGGGAGCUUGGCAGUUUGAGUGAAUUUCCACUGAAUCUGGUUCAUGAUCCAAAUUACCUGGCACAAAAUCAUGCAAAGCAACACGGUAAACCCCAGCAUCACCAAAAUUUAAAGCCACUGCAGGAAAUGCCCCAAACACCUAAAUGGCUGGGGAAAGGAAUGCCCAGUCCAUUACCUGGUAAUGCCAACUACAUGCUGAAGCCUGAAGCAGAGAGUUUGCCAGUGUUUGAUCUUGCUUCAGAUGGCCCUCAUUUUGUGCCCCUGGACCUGCCUCUGAGUGCAGAACAUUCACCACCCAAAUCCCCAGAGUCAUCUGAAGACAAGUGGAAGUCCCUGACAUCUAGACUUGAUGGAAGGAUUCCACCCCAUGUUCCUGGAACAGCAUCUCAGUAACCUUCUGCAGCUUGCUACCAAGUAAAGGGACUGAACCAACCUGUGCAGAGAUGUGGAAAUCGGAAGCAAAACGGCACUGCUAUCAAUGUAAAUAAAAUAAAA
Messenger RNA from Monopterus albus (swamp eel), 2963 nucleotides. RefSeq names its product adhesive plaque matrix protein-like. The record is from RefSeq and is a predicted model, not a curated record. The transcript has 7 exons. Lineage: Eukaryota; Metazoa; Chordata; Actinopteri; Synbranchiformes; Synbranchidae. The coding region runs from base 75 to 2861 and encodes 928 amino acids.